Cuscuta epithymum is the source of this 1619-nucleotide messenger RNA. The record is from the annotation of a GenBank genome assembly. NCBI's taxonomy places the organism in Eukaryota, Viridiplantae, Streptophyta, Magnoliopsida, Solanales, Convolvulaceae.
CUUGAAAACCCUAAACACUUUGUUCUUUAACAUGGUAUCAGCUUCCCAGGGGUGAUCUGCGGCCGCCUCCUCGACCGCACCCAUGACAGCCAACGGGGACUCCGACGACACUUCCGGCACCCCGCUCAACAUGGCUUCCGGUUCAACCUCUAUCUCUAUCAAUCUACCAAAACUUAAUAUUCUCUUGGAUCGUUCGAAUUACAUGCUAUGGCGUCACACAGUUCGCUCGGCUCUUGAAGCUUUCGAGCUUGAUGAUUUCCUCUCCUCUAAAGCCAUGCCUAAUCCAUUGGUCAAGCCUACCGAUUCCACUAGUUCAACGCCGGUUGCAAAUCCAGUGUAUCUCGAAUGGCGAAAGAAGGACAGGUUAAUUCUUCUUUGGAUCCGUUCCAUGUUAACUACACCAUUACUUGUUCAUGUUGCACGCGCUACAUCCACCCAUGAAGCGUGGGAUAUUUUAUCACGCAUGUUUUAUUCUCAAAAUCGCGCUCAACUCAUGCAUCUCAAAACACAACUCCAACAAUUUCCAAAAGGUGAUUUAUCCAUCUUGGAUUAUGUUGAAAAGAAACGGUCCUUUUCUGAUGCAUUAGCUGAAUGUGAUUAUAUUGUUCCUGAUGAGGAGUUUGUUGAAAGUAUUCUUAAUGGCCUUGAUGCAUCAUAUUCGGCCUUUCGUUCUGCCUUCAAUUUGCAUUCGGAACUCAUUAGUUCUCAUGAUCUACUUGGUCUACUGCUGCGUGAGGAAGCCCGCCUGAAUUCAGAGAGAACUAGCUCCCUAACUGCCACUGCAUUGGCAGCUACCCGGUCGGGUGCAGGGGGAACCCGGUCGGGUUUGCCAGACAGUAGGGGUGACUUCGUAUCCAGUUCACGCCCAAUUUGCCAAAUCUGUCAAAAACCAGGUCAUGAAGCCGUCAAUUGCUGGCACAGGGCAAAUUUUGACACCUAUCCCGAGACCAAGCCACGACAACCUUCUCGUCGUGGACAGCAGCAGCCCCGCCGUGGACAGCCGCGUCGUGGUCCGCAAUCUCAAGCUUCCAUGCCGGGUUCUGUCUAUAACACUCAAGCUCCUCCAGCUCUCAAUCCUAUUCCUUUACCGCCAGGCCAGCAAGCUUAUCAGGUUCAGAAUCCUCCUUCAACUCUACUUGACCCGUGGUGUUUUGAUUCUGGCGCAACAAAUCAUGUCACAGCUGAUUUUGGUAAUCUCUCUGUUCAUUCCAAUUACACCGGUAAUGAAGGGUUACAAGUUGGUAAUGGAUCUCCAAGGACGGACGUUACUCACCGGACGCGUUGAAAAUGGACUGUAUCACCUUCAACCACCCCAUACUACAUCUCCCUCUCCUCGCAUUUACCUCGGUGAAAAGACGUCUCUCCAAACUUGGCAUCACCGUUUUGGACAUCCACAUGAGUCUGUUUUGCGUCGAUUAGUUUCUAGAUUUAAUUUACCUAUUUCUUCAAAUAAAUUAUCUUCAAUUUGUGAAUCUUGUCAAUUAGGGAAAAGUCAUCGACUUUCCCUAACUAGUACUCACUCCUCUAGUUUGCAUCCUUUUGAUUUGAUUUAUUCUGAUGUGUGGGGCCCAGCCCCGGUGAAUUCCUUUAAUGGCAAUAAGUAUUUUGUUAUUUUUGUU